Pichia kudriavzevii is the source of this 2136-nucleotide messenger RNA. RefSeq lists its product as uncharacterized. The record is from RefSeq and is a predicted model, not a curated record. Gene Ontology annotation, cellular component: cytoplasm; methionyl glutamyl tRNA synthetase complex; cytosol. The transcript has a single exon. The coding region runs from base 1 to 2136 and encodes 711 amino acids. Gene Ontology annotation, biological process: translation; glutamyl-tRNA aminoacylation. Lineage: Eukaryota; Fungi; Ascomycota; Pichiomycetes; Pichiales; Pichiaceae. Gene Ontology annotation, molecular function: glutamate-tRNA ligase activity; ATP binding.
AUGAGUUAUACUUUAAAGAUUGCAGGUAAAGCACCUGCUGUUGAUUAUGCUUUAAUGUCAGCAGCUGCAUUUGUGAAUACCUCCACGGAUGCUUCUGUCAAACUUGAAUUUCUAGAUUCUAAAACUAUCUCCAAGGAUGUUAACGCAUCUGCUCAAUUAUUAAAGGAUGGAGAAUCAGUUGCAACCGAUUCUGCUGAAAUUCUUAACUACUUAGCAACAGAAUAUCCAUCUGCUAUUUUGGCUAAGGAAGAAUCACAAAAGUGGAUCAAGUUUGCUUACGAAAAAUUGUUAGUUAAAGACUUCAAGAAACUAUCUCUUGACUUAGAAACUAUCGAACAACAUUUAAACUUAAGAUCUUUCUUUGUCGGCUAUAAGAUUACUGCUGCAGAUAUUGCCGUUUGGGGUGCUUUGAGGGCAAAUCCAGUUAUGGGUUCUGUCAUAAAGAACUCUGUCUACAUCAAUGUCACUAGAUGGUACCAGUUUUUGGAAUCUGACAAAAGGUUUAGUGAGAUGGCAACCUUAUUGUCUUCCUCUUUAGCUGAGUUGAAGAAGGCAGCCAAAGGUGGCAAGAAGGAAACUCAUAAGGCUAAUUUUGAAAUUGACCUGAUUGGCGCAAAGGAAGGUGAAGUUGUUACUAGAUUCCCUCCUGAACCAUCUGGAUACUUGCAUAUUGGACAUGCUAAGGCCGCAGUUUUGAACCAAUACUUUGCUAAUGCAUACAAGGGUAAGCUAAUUAUUAGAUUUGAUGAUACAAAUCCAUCAAAGGAGAAAACCGAAUUCCAAGAUUCUAUCAUUGAAGAUUUGGAAUUAUUAGGUAUUAAGGGUGACAGAAUCACUUAUUCAUCAGACUACUUUGAUAAGAUGUAUGAACUAGCGGUUCAAAUGAUCAAGGAAGGAAAGGCUUAUUGUGAUGAUACUCCUUUAGAAAAGAUGAGAGCAGAAAGAAUGGAUGGUAUCAAAUCCGAAAGAAGAGACAGAUCAGUUGAGGAGAACUUGGAGAUUUUCACCAAGGAAAUGAAGAAUGGUACUGAAGAAGGCCUCAAGAACUGUCUCAGAGCAAAAAUUGAUUAUACUGCACUCAAUAAGACCUUGAGAGAUCCUGUUAUUUACAGAUGUAAUUUGACACCACAUCAUAGAACCGGCUCCCAGUGGAAGAUGUACCCGACUUACGAUUUCUGUGUUCCAAUUGUUGAUUCAUUAGAAGGCGUUACUCAUGCCUUAAGAACAAUCGAAUACAGGGAUAGAAAUGCUCAAUAUGAAUGGAUGUUGGAAGCAUUACAUUUGAGAAAAGUUCAUAUUUGGGAUUUUGCCAGAGUGAAUUUUGUCAGAACUUUAUUAUCUAAGAGAAAAUUGCAAUGGUUUGUCGACAAGGGUUACGUUGAAAACUGGGAUGAUCCAAGAUUCCCAACUGUUAGAGGUAUCAGAAGAAGAGGUAUGACCGUUGAAGGCCUGAAAAACUUUAUCAUUUCUCAAGGUCCAUCUAAAAACAUCAUUAAUUUGGACUGGAACAUUAUCUGGUCUGCAAACAAAAAGAUUAUUGAUCCAGUUGCUCCAAGACACACUGCUUUAGUUUCCAAGGACUUGGUUACUGUUAACAUUGUUGAUGGUCCGGAAUUACAUUCAGAAAAGAAGCCAAAGCAUAAGAAGAAUCCUGCUGUUGGUGAGAAAGAUGUUUACUACUCUGCAAAAGUGUUGAUUGAACAAGCUGAUGCUGAAGCUAUUAAAGAUGGUGAAGAAGUCACUUUUAUGGAUUGGGGUAAUGUCAUUUGCACUAAAGUUAAUAAGGAUGCUGAUGGUAAAGUUGUUUCCAUUGAUGCUAAGUUGCACCUAGACGGUGAUUUCAGAAAGACAGAAAAGAAAUUAACCUGGUUAGCAGCGGAAAAGAACACCAAGGUUGAAUUAGUUGACUUUGAUCAUUUGAUUACCAAGGACAAGUUAGAAGAAGGUGACAAUUUUGAAGACUUUUUGACUAAAGAAACCAUGUUUGUCACAGAUGCUAUUGCAGAUGUUAAUGUUGAACAAAUGAAGGUUGGUGAUAUUAUUCAGUUUGAAAGAAAGGGUUACUACAUUCUAGAUGCUAUCAAGGAUGGUUUAUACACAUUCUUUACUGUUCCUGAUGGUAAACAAAAGAAAUAA